CUUUCACACUCCAACAACUUCCCGUACGCACACACAGUAAACCGCCAUCCCAGUAGCAGCCGAAGAACAUUGAAACGCUUCCAGCGCAAGAUCCUGGAGAUGGCCACCACACGUGGAAGACUGAUAGUAUUCAUCGCGUCAUUGUCAUCCGAAUCUCGUAUAAGUAGUACUUGUCGUCUUUAUCAUCGCACGGCAGGACGUCGCAUACGUUGACCACAGUAUAUUGCCUCCGAGUCAGAUGCUUCGGACUUGCCACAAAGUUGCCAGCCGGCUGUUGAGUCCGGCUAUCAGGUGCAAUAUAAAUAAUUGGUGUUUAGGGUAUCAGGUAUCUGCUUCAAUUCUGGUAUUUCCUCCGUAUCACUGCUUGAAGUGAUGCAUUUUCAAGAUUAUAAUCUCGCCACCGACUAUGUGGAGAUGGAUCGACUUGCUGUUCAACACAGGAUGUGGUGUUUGUUGAUUGAAGGACUUUGGCCGCGGUCCGUUACUGAAAGAGUGGAUAGUCUUUUGAAUACCGAAGGUAAGCAGAAGACUGUCAUGGACAUUGGAUGCGGGUCGGGAAUAUGGGCGAUUGAAAUGGCGAGGAUGUACCCGAACGCUCAAGUCGUGGGCCUUGACCUAGUGGAACAAACCUACCCGGAUGCCCCGGAAAAUUUCAAAUUCAUCCAAGGAGAUGUUACCAAAGUGCUUGAACAGUUCUCAGGACAGGCAGAUAUUGUCCAUUGCCGAUGCGUCACUCAACACGUGAAGGACCCUCAAAGCUUGGUCCAGUCGCUCGCCGACAGCUUAAAGCCCGGUGGUGUUCUCCUACUUGCAGACGGGGACUGGGAAGUAUACAACGAGUCUAAAGAAGUAGUCCUGCCUGUCGAAUACAGUGCAGAGAAAGGUGAUGUGAUAACGGGAGAAACCCGAUCCUGGUAUGCGGGUUGGCUGGCAUUGGUCGGGGCUGCUACCAGAAGUCCUCAGUAUCGCCGGAUAGACGAAUUGGUGAAAGGAUGCGAAGGGUUUGACCCCCACUUCGAUUUUCGUCAGUAUUACAGCCCUUUGAACUGGCCUGGUGUGCAUAUAAACCACGGGGAGGAAUUGGGGAAGAUCUUGAAUAUCAAUCAACGGGCCUUCCUGCAUGGUAGUCGAGGUAUUUUGGGAAAGAGAGGUAUUCCAGAGGAAACCAUAGAUAAAUGGGCGAAGCAUUACGAAGAAGAUCUCGAUAAUAAACAUUAUUAUAACGUAUGGUAUUAUACAGCUGCCCAGAAGUCCAUAUGCGUCUAAUGUGCAUACGCGAAUAAAUACUGUAGAAAUAGAAUCAAACUCUAUGUAUGUAGUCGUAGUAGGAGCGUAGUAGAGGGUAUCAGGGUAUAGUAGAUGCAAUACUUUUAUUAAAAC
Molecule: messenger RNA, 1380 nt
Organism: Marasmius oreades (fairy-ring Marasmius)
Lineage: Eukaryota; Fungi; Basidiomycota; Agaricomycetes; Agaricales; Marasmiaceae
Exons: 10
Coding region: 373-1266 (297 amino acids)
Source: RefSeq, a predicted model, not a curated record